AUAAUAUACUAUAAUAAUUAUUCUUAUUAUAGCUUUUAAAAUAGUUACAAAAUUACUAGAUAUAGUCAAUAUUUGAUUGCGUAAUGUGCGUGUAAAGAAAAUACUUCUUUUAUAGCAAUUAACUUUUCUCUUUCUCUUAAUACUAACAUCACGGAAAUUAGUUGUGAAAGGAGUUGAUGUGUGAGUGCAUCUUCCACACAUCGAAGCCAAUUAACUUGAAAUGAUCCAAAGGGAAAUGGCACCAAAUAAGACGAGUAUAACAGGCAUAUUUUAUGCAUGAUUGCAUAUUUUUGUAUUAAGUUACAUAAUUUCUUUUUUUCUUUUCUUUUCUUUUUCUAUCAAUAUUUUAGAAUUUGACUGAACAUCAUCAUCAUCAUCAUCAUCAUCAUCUUGAACCAUAUGAUGAUAUUAAAGCCUCAGGCAGUGCUGUUAGUUCAGAAGAUAGUUGCUAUGGAAGUAAUGAUUUAUCAAGAUCAAGUUCAAGUGCACAUGGUGUUACAAGACCUCUUCUUACACCACAACAUCGUUCAUCAAGUCUUAGUUCAACUAGUGUUGAUUAUGCUGUUCCAGCUCCACGACAACAUUCUAUAUAUAAUAAUAAAAUUGAAAAUAUAAAUAUUCAUCCAUCGAUUAUUAAUACUAAUGAUAAUUUUCAACAGCAACAACAUCAUCUUAAAACAUUUCAUUCAUCAUCAAAUCAUUAUAAUUUAAAAACAACUGUUCAAUCAUUUACUCGACGACCUAUUGUUAAUUUACAGUCAACAUAUUUAACUUAUGAUACAAUUGAUGCACCACCAUCACUUCCGAAUCAAUCAUCGAAUUCAUCAUCAUCAUCAUCAUCAACAACAACUAGUACGACAUCAAGAGAAUACAGUAUUUGA
Rotaria sordida is the source of this 881-nucleotide messenger RNA. NCBI's taxonomy places the organism in Eukaryota, Metazoa, Rotifera, Eurotatoria, Philodinida, Philodinidae. The record is from the annotation of a GenBank genome assembly.